GGUGUAAAGUAUCGCGAGAUUUGGUGUCGCCGUGUGUGCUUCGGGAUGGCUGACUGAGGGAGUAAUGUCAUUUGGCGUCCGUCGUCAAGGAAAGACAAGGACUUGUCAAGUGUGUCAACAACCAUGGCGAGUGGCGCCCAAGUCUCUAAAGUUUGUUCUUUAUACAAGCGGAUUCUCGUGCUGCAUCGCUUUCUGCCGAUACAUUUAAAAGCCCUCGGCGACAACUACGUGAAAAGCGAGUUCAGAAGACACAAGAACAUAUCGCCCGAAGAAACGAAGAGCUUCAUGAAAGAAUGGGAGAACUACAAGGACACACUGCAGUCGCAGGUUCUGGACUCGGUGAGGGACAAACACGGCUAUCUGAAAUUCGGCAUCGACAUGGCGGAGGAGAAACUGAGCGACUUCCAAGAUGAGCAGAUAGGCCAACUGUACGAGCUUCUGCUUGAAUCCACAAAACCUAAUAGACAAUUUAAUAUCGGGGAGGACAGUAAAUAAGAGGAGGAAACAACUGCUCAUCCCUACUUUUAUGAUGACUGGAUUAUGGACGUGAAGGAAAGACAUCUUAUAUUUCAAGGUCAAGGCACAAUAAGAGCAAUUACCUCUUUCUGCCUCAGUGGUGAUGUAAUCAUUUGUUUUUCGUGAAGUCCCUAUCUACGUGGUGGAAGUUUAAAAAGUCAAGUGGAUUGGGCAUCCACUGCAUGAUUAUUAUGAGAAAAAUAGCCACGCACCAAACUAAUUUGGAUUUGUUCUGCAUCUCUGAAAAUGAACGGUGCAUUGACAAACACCUGCCUCAAGUCUGACUUGACUCAGCUUUUAUUGUCGUUUGAAUUUCUCUGACGAAUACCCAUUACUCUCGAUAAAGCCUGAAAGCCCAAGGUAUAGGGAUAUUUGGUUCAUAUUCCAUGUUCAUGUAAUAAACUUUAAUAUCCGUCCACCGCUUUAUUAUUACAUCUUACAACAUACCCAAAUUUAGAAUAGAGAAAUUUUCAUAGCCAACACAGGUGGGUAGAGUAGCCAAAAUUGUACUCAAGAAUACUGUAAAUUAGGAAUGUGACGAACUCAAAAGUAGUCCCCCCGAAAUACUUGAGAAUAAGUAUUCAGUGAACAUAAAAUAAGUACUGAAUAAAUGGUAACAUUUUUAAUGGAAUCUGUGGAAAUUAACAAUGUGAAUGUUACCUCAGAAAUAUUUGUGCAGGUUGUCUUGUCGACAAAACCAAAUUGUUGUGAUCGAUUUAAAUAGAAGGUAGAAUAACUUUCAUUGUAACUUAACAUGUUUCAACACAAUUUGUUGUUCACAUUCAACAUUCUUGUAUCGCUUUUGCUUGCCAUACCCUUGAGUGGGGCCUAACAACCCUUUUUCCCCCUCUUGUAUUGCUAACAAGUCUUUCUGCAGUCAGCAGCAGGAACUUCCACUUAAAUUAACAUGUUAUUCUCCAUGCUAGGAGACUUGUAAAAAUAUAAAUUGCCAGUCAUUUGCUCCAAUGGAGUGCAGUGAGCCACUAAACAACUAUUUCACAAAUUAAGAAAAUGACAUGAAAUUGCUCCUUUGUCUGAAAAUUGACAAAUGUAAUCUGGUAGGAAAAAAAAACCCUAACUUUUCAAGUGUUUUCGUGAGUUUAAUUGACCCAAAGCGGCCUCAAACGUAUGUUAGCUGUAUAUCACUGAUAUAGUUGAGAAGAGUUGAAGUUGAAAAUGAUAAAAGCAGACAAAAAUCUGCACCCUUGGGAAAUUUCAUUACAUUUGAUUUACAUAGCUAAAUGCUUCAAAAAAAGGAAGCGAGGUGGACACAAAUGGCCAGCCAAGAGUCCACAUUUAAGCGUUAAAUCAUUUAAUUUUGAUAAUACUAUUACUAUACUCAUUCAUCAUGAAAAGGUAUAACAUACAAGUGUAAAACACGUUUUACCUUCCCUUUGCUGCGCUUCCCUUUCGUUGGCUCCUUAUAAUCUGUGACUAAAAACAUAAUUAUUCAGUCAGAUUUAUGGGUGAUAUGAAAUAACAGUGGAUUAGACAAAACUCACCUGCCAUGAUGUCUACAAGUUGCUUUCAACUGGGAGACCAUUCACAGUUGUUACCACAAUGUUUUCUCCUUCAUAAUGCUUACUAGUCAUUCAUACAUCCUCCCAUCGUGCUGACUGUUGCUUUUAUGGUGGGCGGUAGCAUAUUAUAUAAGAUACAGUCCCUGAAACCUCCAUAAAAAAACAUUCCUAGCAAUACACCUUGAACAAAACUGAAGACAAAGGAAAAAAAAAAAAAAAAAACAAGUUGCAGAGAAAUUCUUGUAUUUUAGUUAAAGAAAAACGUCGAGGAACAUCAGCUUACAGCAGAACUGUGAUUUGUGUUGAAUACAAUUAAAAAAAACAACAACAACAACAACUGCGGCCCAAAGACAAAAAACUAUUUAAAUUGGAUUAACACUAAAAUGGUAAAAGCUUCAAACGAUCCCACUCCGUAGUCGGUCGGAGCAGUCAGGUUCCAUCCCUCCUCGCUUUGGCAUGAAGGUGAACAACAGUACAGUGUAUGAGCUCCACACGGCAAAA
Phycodurus eques (leafy seadragon) is the source of this 2537-nucleotide messenger RNA. It is a transcript of the gene sdhaf3, whose product is annotated as succinate dehydrogenase complex assembly factor 3. The record is from RefSeq and is a predicted model, not a curated record. The transcript has 2 exons. Lineage: Eukaryota; Metazoa; Chordata; Actinopteri; Syngnathiformes; Syngnathidae. Gene Ontology annotation, cellular component: mitochondrion; mitochondrial intermembrane space. The coding region runs from base 124 to 495 and encodes 123 amino acids. Gene Ontology annotation, biological process: mitochondrial respiratory chain complex II assembly; succinate metabolic process.